Messenger RNA from Catharus ustulatus (Swainson's thrush), 1788 nucleotides. RefSeq names its product kelch like family member 34 (gene KLHL34). The coding region runs from base 1 to 1788 and encodes 595 amino acids. Gene Ontology annotation, molecular function: protein binding. The transcript has a single exon. The record is from RefSeq and is a predicted model, not a curated record. Lineage: Eukaryota; Metazoa; Chordata; Aves; Passeriformes; Turdidae.
AUGAGCUACUUCCUGUCCUACUGCAAAGCACACUGCACCGCCGUGCUCGCCCAAUACCAGAGCCUGAGAUCAGAGGGCUUUCUCUGUGACAUUUUGCUGAAAGUGAAAGAAAACGAGUUUCCUGCACACAAGUCCUUGUUGGCAUGCUCCAGCGACUACUUCCGAGCCAUGUUCAAAAGCUAUACCCAAGAGUCUAAAGCCAGUGUCAUUCACCUACAAGUUGUCUCACCCACCGGGCUCCAGCACAUCCUGGAUUUCAUUUACACAUCCUUGCUGCCCCUUUCCUUUGAAAGCCUGGAGGAUACCUUGGAAGCUGCAAGCUACUUACAAGUGACUGAUGCUAUCGGCUUGUGCAAUCAGUACUUAGUUAACAAUCUUGCCUUGGAAAACUGCUGCUUCUCUGCCAACGUGGCCAGGAAGUUCUACCUGCCAGAUGCCCUAGCAGCCACAGAAAAAUACAUUAUCAAAAAUAUCUGGAAGCUGCUGGACUUGGAUUUGCCAGGACUUCUCGAGCUGAACUUCAGGUCUUUGCUAGCCGUGAUUCAAUCACCAGAUCUCCCCAUGGUGGAAGAAUGCCGCCUGUUGAAUCUUGUUCUGCUGUGGUUGAAGCACGAUAAAUCCAGGCUGGAUCAUGCAAGCAGCCUUUUAGAGCACAUAAGAUAUGGUCUCAUCCCAGUGGAAGAGCUGAGAAAAACCUACACUCAGUCAGAAGUGUCCCUCUCACCAGGUAUUAAGUGCUCGAUCAUAAAAGCAAUAAAUUAUCACACAUCUGUAUUCAAACAGCCUGUCCUGCAGGAUAAGUCCACCACACUGAGGAACCAGAAAACUCGGAUUAUUCUGCUGGGGGGAGGCACAGCAAGCGAGGGGCUCAUCACCGACGUGGUGGCCUUCGAUGUUUACAAUCACAAAUGGAGAACCCUCACACAGCUGCAGGACAGAGUGCAGAACCACAGUGUGUGUGUGGUGGGGAACUUCCUCUACGUCCUGGGUGGGGAAAUACAAAGUGGUGCCCCGGGAGAUGCUAAAAUUGGACAGACCUUAUUGGUUACAAACAAGGUCCAUCGGUAUGAUCCAAGAUUUAACACAUGGACCCAAAUCACAGGCAUGCUGGAAAAGAGAUGCCAGUUUUCUUGCUGUGUCCUAGGCAAGGAUAUCUUUGCCAUUGGUGGAAGGGGCGAGGACGGAUCGCUGCAUUCAUCUGUGGAAGUCUAUGACAUCAGCAGGGAUAGAUGGACGAAGGCCAGGGAAUUGCCAUGCAGGAUACAUGGCCAUGCCAGUGCUGUUUGCAAGAACACCAUAUACAUCUCUGGGGGCAAGUACUCGGCCCCAGCCAGCACAAGCAAUGACGUUUAUUCUCUGAGCUCACUUGAAGGGCAGUGGGUGAAACGUGCCCCAAUGAGCAUUGCUCGGUUUGGGCAUCAGAUGGCAACAAUCAGGGGAUCCAUAUUCACCUUUCUGGGACUGUAUGAACCUUUCUCUGAAAUAGAAAGGUAUGACCCCGAUCAAAACCAAUGGACUCGGUUAAGACCACUGGUCUACGAUCGAUUCUCCUACGGCCUGGCAGUGGUAGAGGAAACAGCUCUUCUUAUUGGGGGGAAGAAAUGGCAAAACUCGCUGGAGGUGUCCACGCAAGACGUGGUUGGCUAUGACAUUGACAAUGAUGGCUGGGAAGAGAUCUGCAAGGCCCCUCUGCCGUGGUGUGGGCUGCAGUGCGCCGUGCUCCAGCUCUCUGAGGUGCCCGAAGAGCAGGACAGUGACAGCCAGCACAAGAAGCUGCCCAGUUGCUGA